UUUUGCUCUGCACCGUAGGUUAUCUAUUUACUUUCAUUACCGAUACUCUUCACCACCCACAUUCCUUACCUUUCUUUCUACGUCUCGGAACGUAUACUGUCAAAUUGUGAUCAAAUCUGGUCUGGAAUCAGUUUUCAGCACUCUUCAUUCUUUAUCGUACAGCACAAAUCUGUAUCAAUAUCACUUUUCGAUCCUCGAUCACUUCGCCAUGUCUCCAAUGACUAAGACUUCUGCUCUUUUGGGCUUCCUAGCCUCGGUUGCCAAAGUUUCCGCACACGGCUUCGUUCAAGGAAUUGACGUCGAUGGUACCUACUAUACCGGAUACCUCGUCACUCAGUACCCUUACGAAACCGAUCCUCCUGCUUCUAUCGGCUGGGCAGAGACAGCGACCGAUCUUGGAUACGUUGCGCCUGACGCAUAUGCGUCUGGAGAUAUCAUCUGCCACAAGAGCGCCACAAACGCUGAACUCUCUGCUACGGUGGAAGCAGGCAAAACCGUAACAAUGUUCUGGAACACCUGGCCUGAGUCCCAUCACGGUCCGGUAAUCGACUACAUGGCGCUUUGCGACGGAAACUGCAGCACCGUUGACAAGACCACUCUUGAGUUCGUCAAGAUUGCCGAAUCUGGCUUGAUCAGCGACACUACCUCCCCUGGAACAUGGGCUUCGGAUAACCUGAUCUCGAAUAACAACUCUUGGGCUAUCACCAUCCCAUCUACACUUACACCUGGAAACUAUGUUCUCAGACAUGAAAUCAUCGCGCUUCAUAGUGCCGGGAGCACUGAUGGAGCUCAAAACUACCCUCAAUGUAUCAACCUCGAAGUCACCGGUUCCGGAACCGCUUCUCCCGCUGGCACUCUCGGCGAGAGUCUCUACACCGAGACCGAUCCCGGUAUUCUAGUAAACAUCUACACUACCGGCCUCACAUACACCAUCCCAGGCCCAACUCUUUGGUCUGGUGGCUCUUCUGGAUCUACUACGUCUGUAGCUGCCGUAGCGUCAAGUACCCAAGCUGCUGUUGUCACUUCAUCGGCCAGCACCUCUGUCCCUACAACCCUCGCUACCGUCGUCAAGUCCUCUUCAUCCGUUGCUGUUACAAGUACGAGCUCGGCGGUUGAGACUGGUGCUCAAGGUGAUGAUGAUUCUUGCGAGUCAUAAGCUCAAGGACAGAGAAGGAGUGACGUGCUUUUCUUGUAGAUAUCUUUGAUCUGUGUGGUUUCGAAAAAGGAGUUUGUAUAUAUAUGUCUUUCUAUCUGUAUCUUGACUAGAAGUCAUGAAUGCAAGAACAAUGAAUUGAUGAUUCAAGAUGCC
Mollisia scopiformis is the source of this 1309-nucleotide messenger RNA. RefSeq lists its product as uncharacterized. Bases 209 to 1156 code for a protein of 315 amino acids. The transcript has 2 exons. The record is from RefSeq and is a predicted model, not a curated record. NCBI's taxonomy places the organism in Eukaryota, Fungi, Ascomycota, Leotiomycetes, Helotiales, Mollisiaceae.